Molecule: messenger RNA, 2650 nt
Organism: Austrofundulus limnaeus
Lineage: Eukaryota; Metazoa; Chordata; Actinopteri; Cyprinodontiformes; Rivulidae
Product: EVI5-like protein
Biological process (GO): regulation of GTPase activity
Molecular function (GO): GTPase activator activity; small GTPase binding
Source: RefSeq, a predicted model, not a curated record
CACUUUCAGAAAGUUGUCCCACAUCAGUUUGACAGCGGGCCAGAUAAAGUCAUCCAGACUGCAUAUCAAGUCAAAUACAACGCCAAGAAAAUGAAGAAGUUAGAGAAAGAAUACACUACAAUCAAAACAAAAGAGCUGGAAGAGCAGGUGGAAAUAAAGCGGUUGCGGACAGAGAACAGGCUUCUCAAACAGAGGAUAGACACGCUGGAAAAAGAAAGUGCUUCCUUGGCAGAUAGAUUGAUUCAGGGACAAGUGACCCGAGCUCAAGAGGCGGAAGAGAACUACCUGGUCAAGCGGGAACUGGCCACGGUCAAACAGCAGAGCGAGGAGGCCAGUGCUCAGCUGGAGCAGGCCAAGAAAACCAUCAGGCAGCUUCAGCAGCAGCAGCAGCCACAAGCGAAGGGACCCCCUCGGUUUUCUGAGGAGUCCGUCCUACAGCUGGAGCGAGAGCUCGUACAGGCCCGACUGAAGGAGGCAGAGUCCCAGUGUGCGCUCAAGGAAAUGCAAGAUAAGAUCCUUGAUAUGGAGAAGAGGAAUUCAUCACUACCCGAUGACACUAAUGUGGCGCGGUUGCAAGAAGAGCUGAUUGGGGUGAAGCUGAGAGAAGCUGAAGCUCUGACUGGGUUGAAGGAGCUCAGACAGCAGGUCAGAGAUCUGGAGGAGCACUGGCAGCGCCACCUGGCUCGCACUGCUGGUCGCUGGAAGGACACCCCAAAGAAGAACACCUUGGGCGAGCUGCAGGAUGAGCUGAUGAGCGUGAGGCUGCGUGAGGCUGAGGCCCAGGCAGAGCUGAGAGAAACACGGCAGAGGAUGCUGGAGCUGGAGACACAGAAUCAGAUCCACAGUAACCACCUGCGGCGGGCAGAGCAGGAGAGUCGCCGUGUCCAGGAGCGCGUGGACACGCUGACGGUGCAAAACAAAAAUCUGCUUGUGCAGCUGCAGGAGAUCAAGCGGAGGCAAGCUGAGAUUGAAUGCAAGAGUAAAGAAGAGGUGAUGGCAGUGAGGCUGAGGGAAGCUGACAACAUCGCUGCUAUGGCUGAGCUCCAGCAACAGAUCUCAGAGCUGGAGAUUCAGAAAGAAGAAGGGAAGGUCCAGGGCCAGCUGAACCACACAGACUCCAGCCAGUACAUCCGCGACCUCAAAGAUCAGAUCGCAGAGCUGAAACACGAGAUCUGCUGUUUGAAAGGACAGAGGGGCUUGAGCAGCCAGCCCACAUUUGAUGGGAUCCACAUAGUCAAUCACUACAUGGGGGUGGAGUUUUACCAGUCGUCAGACGAGGACGGGGUGAAGGAGCCCUCUGACGUCCAGAAACCCCAGCAGAGGAGCGGCACACGCAUCAAACUGCACCCAAAGCUCAAGGACAAAGACAGUGAGGACGAGGACGAAGACGAGGACGCCCUGCGGCUCUCCGUGCCUCGGAGCGACAGCCACAAGUCCACCUGGUGACCAGCUGAGGCUCGCUCUCGCUGAGGUUCUGGCAGCCGGGAGAGGCCUGGAUCGGAGUUCUGAAUUUCAAAACGCGUCUUCAUUUCAUGUCAUGUGAAUCGUGCUUUUUUGUUGUUGUUGUUUUGGUUUAUAAAACUAAAACAAGAACCGUCUGGAUCAGAGGCCAGAAAGGAGGAGGGAGAGCAGCGUGAGUGAGGGGGAUGGGGGCGGGCUCUAUCUGUCACUCCUAAGCCCCGCCCCCAUAGAUACAACACAGAGAAAGAGACUGUGCAAUAAAACCUUUUAUGCUAUAAUUAUACACUUCAUCCAACGUGUUUUUUAUAUUUUUAAAGGAUUUUAUAAAGUAUCAAAUAUAUUGAUGCCGUUACUACCGUUACUUCUGUGAUGUAGAGGUGUGUGUGUGUGUGUGUGUGUGUGUGUGUGUGUGUGUGUGUGUGUGUGUGUGUGUGUGUGUCGUCAGGAUCAUCCUGGUAUCAAAGCUGCUUCUAUUAGCCAGCGAUGACCUGAUGAUAUUUAGGCCUUAACACGUGCUUCAUGUGUCACGUCUGCAUACAUGUAGAUAUUUAAAUGUUUUUUUUUUCUUUUUGUUCCUUUUGAACUUGAAAAUGAAAUGUGUUGUUGCAUAUCUGACGUUUAAAUAUCUUGUAAAGUAAGGGACAUCAGUUAAAGACGGCAGACCUCCUUGCAUCACGAGUUAAAGGGAUAUUUUGUCACUUUAGGGGACAUUCUUAGACAGAACAUCGCCUUUAAAAUAACCAGGUUGUCUCUUUAAGGGUCUUAUUUUCCUGAGAGUCGUUUUAGCCUGAGGUACGUCUGCUGUGGAGUAAAACACGAGUCGUUUGAUUUAAAUCAAGUUUUCUGGAGUCUGCAGAGUGUUUUCAGAGCCGGCUCUUCUCCAUGAGACGGGCUCGGCUGUGUAAAAACUGAUUUGGGUGCCCACUAUGAACACAAACCUUUUUUUUUUUUUUUUUAAUGGACACGAAUGUUCAGGAACCAGAUGAGAUUCUGACCUGAAGUCGUCGAUAAAGACUUUGUUCCUUCGAUGGACACGUGGCGUUUAACCGGAGAGGAAGAACUUUGGCACUUUGAGUCUGCAGUGCAGUAAAGACUGAUGAACAACACUAUGGAGCGCAGAGUUGUGUAUGUGUGUGUGUGUUUGUGUGAGAGGAAGAGACAGACGUUAAUAAAAUGUUUGAUACCUUUU